GUGACUAGCCCACGCAGGCUCACACCCCUCUCUGGGUCUCGGACCUGCCCUCGCUCACUCUCUCCAGCCCGCCAUCCCUAACGGAGGCACCUGUUCCUGGUGGCGCAGCUCCUGGUGGCGCAGAGCGCGCGGGCCCNGGCGGCGCGGAAAGCAGCAGGAGGAAGAGCGGCGCAGGUCUGAGAAGCAGAAGCCUCGCGGCGCACCUGGUGGUGAGCAUCUCUAGGAAGAGCAGAAGGCAAGGAUAGGCCCAGGAGUAAUGGAGUCCAAAGAUCAAGGAGUAAAAAAUCUCAACAUGGAGAAUGACCAUCAGGAAAAGGAGAAGAAGGAAGAAAAGCCGCAAGAUACCAUCAGAAGGGAGCCAGCUGUGGCCCUGACUUCCGAGGCUGGCAAAAACUGUGCACCUAGAGGAGGUCGCAGGCGGUUCCGGGUUCGGCAGCCCAUCGCUCACUAUAGAUGGGACCUGAUGCAGAGGGUUGGGGAGCCCCAGGGAAGGAUGAGAGAGGAGAAUGUACAGAGGUUUGGGGAUGAUGUGAGACAGCUCAUGGAGAAGCUAAGGGAAAGGCAGCUGAGCCACAGCCUGCGGGCGGUUAGCACUGACCCGCCUCAUCAUGACCACCAUGAUGAGUUUUGCCUUAUGCCCUGAGUCCUGAGCUUUUCUCUGAAGAUGAUAUGGGGACCCCUGCCUUGUGAUGUACAAGUUUUGAGGUUACUCCUUUUGUGUAGAUCUCUCCCUGUUACCAGCUUCUAAUUGAAACUUGUGUUUUUUACUCAGCCUGUAAUUCUUUUGUUAGCACAAUUUAUCAGUUGCAUGGGAAGAUCCAUAUUACAUAUUGUGAACCUAAUAAAGCAAAUUUAAAAGGCA
Messenger RNA from Mus pahari (shrew mouse), 862 nucleotides. Its product is annotated as protein BEX1. The coding region runs from base 257 to 643 and encodes 128 amino acids. NCBI's taxonomy places the organism in Eukaryota, Metazoa, Chordata, Mammalia, Rodentia, Muridae. Gene Ontology annotation, cellular component: nucleus; cytoplasm. The record is from RefSeq and is a predicted model, not a curated record. Gene Ontology annotation, molecular function: signaling receptor binding. The transcript has 3 exons. Gene Ontology annotation, biological process: signal transduction.